CGUCACAUUAGUUAGUCGUCGGCAGUUAUUGAUUUUUUAUGUAUUUUAUAUGCUGUUUAUUAGUUCUUGUCAUUCCGUUGCUACGGCGUACGAGCGCGCGAAAAAAUGACAGCUCCGAACUGUCAUUUUGCACGUGGCUGCACGCUCAUUCCUGGAUUUUUAUGUAUUAAGAUCUCGUUAAAUAUUGCGAAUCUCGCAAAAUGGUACAGAACUUUUCGACUCAUGAAGUCAUUAAAACUACCUAUUUUACAGGUAUAUAAGUAUUUUGUUAAAAGAAUAAAUUUAAAAAAUAAAUACAAAAGUAAACUGCAAAAUUCUAAGAUGAUACAAUGUUUUUGUUUUAGGACGGUUUUCACGUAAAAGAGACAUGUUGCUUGCAAUAUAUUUUAAGACUUGAUACGCACGAUAUUUUAAUAUCCGGUGGUGAAGACUGCACCCUUCGUGUUAGUUGUGUAUCUCAGAGUUUUAAAGAAAAUUUCGAGAACGUCUACACCUUUCAUACUUAAGGAAUUUUUGAUGGUCAUCUUUCGGGCAUAAAAUGUAUAAGUAUUGUUAAAUUAAGCAACAAGCUCGGCAAAUUAAAUAACAGAUAUUUAGUCUUUUCUGCUGGAGGAAGAGCACAGCUAAAAGUCUGGGAGAUAAAUUUUAAAUACAAUCGACAAAUAUCGCCAAGUGUUGAUGUAUCAUGUUCCGACAUGAACUCUCAUAUGCUCUACGAACAAGAUCAAUAUCGCAGGAAACUUUGGCAAGAAACUAAACAGUCUUAUGUUAUAGAACCAGAAACACGUUACAUGGAUAUUUAUACGUAUUAUCUUUCUGAGGAUCUAAAUUGUGUGUUAAUAUUUGUAGCUUGUGCAGACGGAUAUCUAAGACUAUUCGUGUACAAUAUGAAAACCAACAACACGUAUUUAAAAGUAUCCACCAAAUAUAUAAAUCGUUGCAUUUUGAAAAUACACGUGUUAUCACACAAGGGCAAAGUAAUUGUGUUAACAAUGAGUACUGAUGGAUUGUCACGUUUCUUCGAUUAUAUCAAUAUAGUUACGAAAAUAUAUGAAGAUACAAAUUCCAAGGAUAUUAUAGAUUUCAGUGAUGCUCCUUUUGCAGAACAUAGUCUGCAUCAGUCAGGAAUCAAUUCUUUUGAUCUACAAUAUUUAAAUAAAAAUAAAUAUCUUUUAUUAUAUCCAGUAGAUCAGUCUUGUUCUUCUUUGGCAUAA
This is a messenger RNA of Pseudomyrmex gracilis, 1214 nucleotides long. Its product is annotated as WD repeat-containing protein 6-like. The coding region runs from base 696 to 1214 and encodes 172 amino acids. Gene Ontology annotation, biological process: tRNA methylation. Lineage: Eukaryota; Metazoa; Arthropoda; Insecta; Hymenoptera; Formicidae. The record is from RefSeq and is a predicted model, not a curated record. The transcript has 3 exons. Gene Ontology annotation, cellular component: cytoplasm.